Messenger RNA from Lycium ferocissimum, 2025 nucleotides. RefSeq names its product protein trichome birefringence-like 23. The transcript is spliced from 3 exons. Bases 325 to 1626 code for a protein of 433 amino acids. Lineage: Eukaryota; Viridiplantae; Streptophyta; Magnoliopsida; Solanales; Solanaceae. Gene Ontology annotation, molecular function: O-acetyltransferase activity. The record is from RefSeq and is a predicted model, not a curated record. Gene Ontology annotation, cellular component: Golgi apparatus.
UUUGUUUUAGAUCUAGGACACAUUUUAUACAUACAAUAAUACAAAUUUGGUGCUAAGGACCGCAAAUUAAAAUAUUCCCUGGUUCUUGUGUCUGUGAAUGUCCAAAUUCCAAACCGAAAAAACAUCAAUUGUUUAACAUUUUUUCAUGUUAUCACUGUAUUGUUUACAGUAGAGAUUUGUCGGUUGUUCCAACUUGCAUUUAAUACUGUAUUAUCCUCUCUAUAUCUACUUCUUGUCACUAAAGCUAAAUACCCUUUUGAAAUCUUUAGCUAAAGAUUACAUUUUUAUGCAUUUUCAUUAAAGAAGAGCUCAGAAACAGUGUUAAUGUUGAAGAAAAUGUUGGUUCAUUGGAAAUCUUGGUGGAGGUCUAUUUACAAGCAAAAUCAUUUUAUUUUGAUGUUGGGUUUUUCGAUUUUGUUGGUUGGUCUUGUUUUUAGGCUUUUAUUUUUAAGAUCUGGUGUGAUUGUCGAUGUUCAAGAAACCCCUUUUGUUAAAAAGGCUCUAUUUUCACCACCACCAGUUUCUUUCAGUUUGCCUGAAAUUGCAGAUCAGAUUGGUGAUGAAGAGCAAGCAGGGAGGUGUAACCUUUUCAUUGGAGAUUGGAUUCCUGAUCCAGCUGGUCCUGUUUACACGAACGAGACAUGCAAAUUUAUUGAAGACCAUCAGAAUUGUAUUAAGAAUGGCCGGCCAGAUACUGGUUAUCUUUAUUGGAGGUGGAAUCCACGAAAUUGCAAGUUGCCUCAGUUUAAUCCACAUAAGUUUCUUCAGUUGAUGAUUAAUAAAACAUGGGCGUUGAUUGGUGAUUCAAUAUCAAGGAACCAUGUCCAAUCAUUUCUUUGCGUACUCUCAAAGGCAGAGGAAGCCAUUGAAGUAUACCAUGACAAGGAGUACCGAUCCAGGAGAUGGAUAUUCCCGUCAUACAACUUCACUGUUUCAGUUAUUUGGUCCCCCUUUCUAGCACAAGCAGCUAUAUUUGAAGACUACAACGGAGUUUCCACAUCCGAGAUUGAACUUCAUCUCGACAAACUUGAUACGAGUUGGACAGAUCAGUUUAACAAUUUUGACUAUAUGAUAUUUGCAAGUGGUGAGUGGUAUGUCAAAACCGCAAUCUACUACGAAAACAAUGCAGUAUUGGGCUGCCACAACUGUCCCAAAAAAAACUUAACCGAGCUCGGUUUUGACUUUGCGUACCAUAAAGUUCUUGGAAAUUUUUUCAACUACAUUCUCUCGUCGAAUCACAAAGGCAUGAUCUUUUUCAGGACCGCGACACCUGACCAUUUCGAAAAUGGCCAGUGGUUUAGUGGUGGAAAUUGUAAAAGAACGGAACCGGUGAAGGAAGGUAAUUUUACUUUGAGCGAGAUUAACAAAAUUCUACAUGAGAUUGAGUUAGAGGAAAUCGGUAAGGCUACAGCUAAAGCUUCUGAGAAGGGUUUGAAUCUAAAGCUUUUCGAUGUAACUGGCCUUUCGUUAAUGAGGCCCGACGGGCAUCCAGGUCCAUACAGGUAUUUCCAACCAUUUGCAAAAGAUAAGAAUGCAAAAGUUAUAAAUGACUGCUUGCAUUGGUGUAUGCCCGGACCUAUAGAUACCUGGAAUGAUAUGCUAAUGGAGAUGGUGUUAAAUGGUUAAUGAGAUGAACUUGUGAAUUGGAAGUUGUUUUCUUAAGCAAAUAUUCACUGGGAUGGCAUUUACUGAGCCAGAAUUUGCUGUGUAUCUCUACUCUGUGAUGUGAAUACUAGAGAUCGAAGGCACACAACGGGUGUUCCUCGCGACUAUGUUCCUCUGAUGAUGCAUCAGUUUGCCUAUACAUAAUUUUUUUUUAUUUUUUUAUGGAGAAGUUGAUCUUGGUUAUAAUGUUAUUACCUGAUUCUCAUAUAUACAUGAUUUUUCAGGAAUCUGUAGUGGGGAUUUUUUUUGGGGGGGAUUUGGAGUAUUGAUAGAGAUUUGUAUCAAAUGAGAAGUUGAUGGUGGUGAAUCACAGAUUGUAUUGUACACUUGUACUAAUAAAAUUUGCAAGUCACAAGCAAA